GAUCGAUUUAACGGGAGUUUUACAACAAGGAAACUUAAACAAUCAUGCCCGUUUGUAUUCAGACUCAGCUCAAGAGAAAACAGUUUUGAUAAAAUUAGCCGAAUUCGGUGAAUUAAUCUUAUCCCGCUAAAAGAUAUCGAUUCUUACGGUGACAGUCCCUUGAUGUAGAACUGCAAGUGAUAAAAGACAACUAGAACUACAACGGAUUUACAGAGAAUUUUUUUUUUGCAAACAGAGGAAUAAUUAACUAGGAUUAUUUUAUAUUAAUUUCUGAGGAUUUAUUUCAGUUUAAAAGUGUUUACCAAGAAAAAUAUUACAUUAUGAAGGUGUUGUUUGCUUUUUUGCUUAUCAGUGGUUUAAAUGGUGUUGUUACACAAGAAAACCACUGUCAGUCCAUUCCGUUGCCACCGGAAAUUUCCUUCGAUGAAACUUCUUCACCAGGUUCUAUCCUAUUCAUUGGAGAUCAGACAAAUUCUACAACACAGAAAUGGAACUUAAGUGAUACCAAUCCACAGGUUUCAUUGGAAUUUAAAAACCAGACGUACUCUGUAUUACUGCAACAAAGCAGAGAUCUGGAUGUAAAUCCCUGUUCUCUUGCUGAGUAUCAAUUUAUACAAAGAGUGUCGUGUACAGGACCCGAUGGCUCACCAAAAGACGGAGAUCUAACGUUCAAAGUCAAUCCAGUAAACGAAUACUCCCCAAGUGCAGUCAAUCGUGAACCAGUUCAUAUAAAUGAGGGAGAUCAUCUUUCCCAAAUAUUUAUAAGGCGUAUGUUUGAUUCGUUUGAAGAUAGAGAUUGUCCGAAGGAAAACCCUGUCAUAAGCAUUUCAAAGGCUGCUGGGGAGAAUGAUGCCAGAGAUUAUUUCACGGUUAACAAUGCUACAGGUUUUUUAUAUCAAACAAAGAACUUUGAUUACGAAGAGACCAAAUUCCAGUGUGGUCUGGGACAAACAGGAGGAAUAUUAAAUAUAACUGCAAAGGACGGUCCACAUACCGUGACUACAAUCCUGACUGUUAAUUUUGUUGACGUGGAUGACACUCCUCCUGUGUUUGUCAGAUAUGGCUGCUCUAUAACAUGUUAUUCUUGUGCAGUUCCAGAUUUGUCUGUUACCAUCAAUUAUUUUGAUCAGGGAAUCGUAAAAACUGAACCUAGCAGCAUAAAAGCUGUGGAUCCCGACAGCCAAACAAAUAUUACGUACAGUUUAGACGUUUACCCUGAAAAAUACAAAGACAAUAUUGAGUUUGAAAAUGGUAGUUUCAUUCUCAAUCAGUCGUUUGCAAACUUCUCCAACUUCGGUGAAUCUUCAGACUUCAGUGUGGUGGUAGUUCUGCAGGCUAUGGGAGAUAAUGGACAGAAAUCAGACAAUUUCACUUUAACCGUAAAUGUGACGGUACCCCCACCCACGACUCCCGAACAAACGACAGAACCCCAAACCACUCAACCAACCACCACAGAGGAAGUGACGUCACAACCGACGUCAUCACCUACUACCAUCUCACCUUCAACACCAACCACUAGAACGCCUUCCACAGCUCGACCCACGACAACCCCCGCCCCCACAACCCCAGCACCCAUAGAAAAAGCCAACCCAGACAAAAGUACCGACAAUAAGGUGCUGAUAAUCGUCCUGCCUAUUGUGGCAGCUCUGAUUCUUAUUAUUUUGAUCGUGGUCAUUAUUAAGAUGAGGAAGUCACAGCCGCAACAGAAAUACAACCUCGGGGAGAAGAAUGUGAACGGGGAUACUGGCCACGACGAGACGUCUACUGAGAUGGACAACCAUGCCUUCAAAGACGAAAAGGAGGGCGUCUGAUGCAGGGUGUCUUAAAAUGGCAGAAAGAUCUAACAUGUCUAACAUUACAUUGUCAUUAUAUGUUGUCAUUUUGUUACUCAAGAGUCUCAUUUUACAAUAUUAUGUAUAAUUUUGUUCAAGGUGCUUUUUAAGACUAUUUGAUUACUACAUAAACUUAGAAAUCCAAGUAUAUAUUAAUAUUGCAAUACAAUUAACAUAUCAGUGUAAUGUGUAUAGCGUUUUCAAAGUGACGAAAAUGCUGAAUGUUGAUAAUAUUUAAUAACUUUUGUUUUAAAAGCUAACAAACUUGUGGGAAUUUUCACAUAGCUACAUCAGUAUGUGUAGAGAUUUAGUUUGCUAUCAUGUGAAAGCGGGCCACUAGCUGUGUUGCUUUUUCUCAUUUUGUGUGCGGUGAAGGUUUGAUCAUAGAAUGGUGAAGCGUAAAAGCAAAAGAAACAUGGAGGAUUUUUUUUACAAUGUAUUUUUAUAUAGUGUUCUAGUGCAAUACAUGUGUGUACAAGAUCUUCUCUUUUCAUGAAAACACUCAAGUUCACCGUGCCAUACUUCAGUGUCGAUAUUCUUGGAUUGAUAAGUGUACAUAAUAAAUAUAUAUUUCAUAAAUCACUUUUUUUCACUUCUAUGAUCUACUGCUUUUCUUAAUUUUUUACUUUCAAACGCAGGCCUUGAGUUCUGAGAACUCUACAAUUAGUAUGCAUGUGUCAGCGAAGCUACAAAUCACUUUCAAAGUAAGAGUUAAUGGAGGAUUAACUCCUUCUUCCUCCGAUUUCCCUGUGGUUGCUGUGGUGGUGCCAUGUCUUGGGGUGGUGAUAAUUAUUCUUGUUGUCGUUCUGGUGGUGCGCCUGAAGCGAUCUAAGCCCCAGAAAAACAAGAAAUAUCGUGUCAGCACAAAGAGGAAGGAGAGGGAAGAGAGCA
Messenger RNA from Saccostrea cuccullata (small rock oyster), 2723 nucleotides. RefSeq lists its product as uncharacterized. Gene Ontology annotation, cellular component: plasma membrane. Gene Ontology annotation, molecular function: calcium ion binding. Bases 321 to 1811 code for a protein of 496 amino acids. NCBI's taxonomy places the organism in Eukaryota, Metazoa, Mollusca, Bivalvia, Ostreida, Ostreidae. The transcript is spliced from 11 exons. Gene Ontology annotation, biological process: homophilic cell-cell adhesion. The record is from RefSeq and is a predicted model, not a curated record.